AUGAACAAAGAUAGAAGGCGGUCGAGCAUUCAUGACAUCACUAGUGUGAGCAGCGGAGAAGUUUCAGUGCCACAAGGUCCAUUCACUGGUCAAACAAAUGCUUCUGCUGUGGGAUGUUCAUCUGCGAAAUCAAACAAACAACCUUCUCAAGUCCCAGCUACUGCUCCUGGAGUUGGGAUGUAUGGAGCACCAACUAUAGGCCAACCAAUAGGAGGACCCCUUGUUUCUGCAGUCAGCAUGCCAGUGAAUAUUCCACCACCGUCUCACAUGGCAUAUGGUGUCCGAGCUCCAAUUCCAGGAUCCAGCCCCCAGACUAACAUGGGUCCUAUGACUUAUCCAAUGCCGCACACAUCUGCGAAUAGGUGA
This is a messenger RNA of Fraxinus pennsylvanica, 366 nucleotides long. NCBI's taxonomy places the organism in Eukaryota, Viridiplantae, Streptophyta, Magnoliopsida, Lamiales, Oleaceae. The record is from the annotation of a GenBank genome assembly.